AUGUCAGAUAAAAGAAACACUCUUAUAUCCAAGAAGAUGUCACGAUUAUUGAGACACCAGGCCGAGGCCGAAGGGCUCACCAUUGAUGCAGCAGGUUAUGUGCCGUUGAAUGAACUGCUUGCACAUCCCCUUCUACGCAGCUUCAAAACAACGGAGGAGGAUGUCAGACGAGUGAUAGCAGCUGAUGCCAAGCAGCGAUACGGUCUCAAGGAAGAUAAUGGCGUGGUGACAGUUUGUGCAUUUCAAGGACAUAGCAUGGCAUCUGUUGGUGAGGUAGGACUCGAAGUUGUGGCUCCAGCAGACUGGCCCUCAAUUCUUAUCCAUGGAACAUAUCGCGAUAAGUUCAAAAUGAUCCAGGAUUCCGGUCUCAGCCGUAUGAAACGAAAUCACAUCCAUUUGGCUUCGGGAAUCCCGCAGUUUCUUCUUGAAAAAUGGCAAGGUGAGGAGAGGCUCGAAGAGGUGGCCUCUGGAUUGAGGAAGAGCUGCAAUUGUCUUAUUAUUCUGGAUAUCGACAAAAUGAAAAUGUUACCUGGGAUUGUGCUAUACAGGAGUGAGAAUGGUGUUUAUUUGACCCCGGGGGUUGACGGAAGAAUCCCAGCUGAAUGUUUUAAGAAGGUGACUGAUCAGAGGGGGAUAUCCCUAUGA
Messenger RNA from Kuraishia capsulata CBS 1993, 645 nucleotides. RefSeq lists its product as uncharacterized. Gene Ontology annotation, biological process: tRNA splicing, via endonucleolytic cleavage and ligation. The transcript has a single exon. The record is from RefSeq and is a predicted model, not a curated record. The coding region runs from base 1 to 645 and encodes 214 amino acids. Gene Ontology annotation, molecular function: tRNA 2'-phosphotransferase activity. Lineage: Eukaryota; Fungi; Ascomycota; Pichiomycetes; Pichiales; Pichiaceae.